AUGCCGAAGCCGAAGAAUAACGAUAGCUCGAUCCAGCUACGAUGCAGUCUUUGCCCGAAGAUCCCUCACUUCUCUGAUGUCUCCCAUCUACUUACUCACAUAUCUUCAAAGUCACACCUCUCGCAUCGUUUCAAGCUCCAGAUCCGAGCCCAGUCAGAACACGGCGCUAGGCAGCAGCUCGAUGACUUUGAUCGUUGGUACAGUCUUAACAAUCUCGAUGUACUCCUCUCAGAGCGUAUGGCUACCAAGGAGCAGAAGAAGACUGCAAAGGAGAGGAAGGCAGCAAAGACUAGGUCAUCUGAUAUAUUCGUAAAGGACGAGUUGGAGGAAGGGGGCCUAGCAUGCCAAAGAUCCCUCGUGGUCACUCCAAUCUUCCGAGCUCCUGUACCUCGCAUGCACCUUUGGCCGACUGCAAAGCGAUCAUCUACGCCAAACUCUGAUUGGGAACAGCUUCCACCUACAUAUUCUACACCAACGACUAGACGUCAACUUCCCAACUUUGCACGCGAGGAGACCCCAACUAACACCAUUCCUGGCAGCUUGCUUGAUCCUCAGCUUACUACUCCAUGGAAGCCGGAUGACGGGAAAGUUAACGAGAAGCUCUCCGACAGUACCAAAUUGAAAGGUAUCUUCUGGCCUGGCAUGAACCUUUUUGACUCAGCCACUCCUGAAAUGAAGCGUAUGAGGAACCAGCGCAAAGAUGGAUCCAUCCUGGAGCAGAUGAUAACAACGUCAACAGUUGUUGAGCCAUUGGAAUUUGUCUAUAAUGCGGAUGGCGCAUUGAGAAAUACUAGGGAUAUUUUUGGUCCUCUCUCGAUUGAGAAUAGCCCACGUCGCAGCCCCCGCAAGGCAACCUUCAACGAUAUGAGUGUCAAUGUUCCUCGUACGAGAGCUACGCGUUCUAAGAACUUUUUUGCUGGAAGCCCUCGAAAGCGGCGGACUGCCUCUUCUCAAUAUCACAGUCCUUUGGGCCGCGUCUCGUACAAACAGAAAUCAGCUCCGAAUCCGCUGGCAGCCUUCGGUAAUCGAUAUAUGCCAACUGCCGAGGAGGACGAAGAGUUCCGAAUGACUCUUGGGGAGAUGAACAAGAAGCGUUCUUUUGGCAUCUUUCAAGAUGCCUCCGAAGUCAGCCCAGGUCGAACUGAGAGUCCACUAGAAGAACCAGAGUUCGACUUCCUCGGUCAUGGCCUGUCAAAGUAUCUGCCCAAUAUAAAUCAAGCCAACCAAGGCUCUCCAACACCAUUAGCUAAGCCAGCUCCUAUGAGGAUCUUUGGCAAAGAGAACAACCAACCCGAAAUGUCAGCCCAGGCUCAGGACCACCGAACCGGAUCUGCACCUCAUGUUUUCCCACCGCAAGUAUUCUACGAUCCGACAUUCAACCCGCUCUACAAUCCACUCAAUAGCUUUUAUAACCGUCCCCCGGAAUAUGGCUACUCCUCGAACUAUAACGAGGAUACCAAGUCCGCAAAUGGUUUUACUUCCGACUUUCACGGAGACUUCAGGCCACUUACUUCAAUGGCUCGUUGCCCAAGUCAACAAGGAUACGAAGCAGGUCCCAGCAAUCACUCGGGAAACGGUAUGCAUUUUGAAAUGUAACUCUUGGAGGGGAUCAACUGAAGUGCGCUAAACAUUCACAAACCUUGCUUCUAUAUUCAUGGGUGUGCACCAGUCCUUGCUUGCGUUAUCGGCCAUUGCUAUCUUGGUUUCCUUUGUUAUC
Messenger RNA from Amorphotheca resinae ATCC 22711, 1717 nucleotides. RefSeq lists its product as hypothetical. The transcript has 5 exons. NCBI's taxonomy places the organism in Eukaryota, Fungi, Ascomycota, Leotiomycetes, Helotiales, Amorphothecaceae. The record is from RefSeq and is a predicted model, not a curated record. Bases 1 to 1596 code for a protein of 531 amino acids.